UAAACGUGUGUUAAACCUACAACCAACCAGCUCAGUAAUGAGCCUGCUGCCUAACUCGGCCUCUGAGCAGGCCUUUUAGAACUGGAAACGACAAAAAGUUUAUUAUUUUGGCAACAAUUAUGCCUCAUCUCCGGUGCUAUGUACAUACUCAAUUUCGUGUCCAUUAAGGCUGUAUAUUCCGUAAGCGGUUACUGUGAUAUGUGCAAUCUUUCUCGGGUUCAAACCAUCGCCCAGGAAAGUCGCCAUUGAAAUUUCAUUCCGAACACAUUACAAGCUGUCAUCCAAAGAUCUUAACAUUCAUCUUGCCUUAAUCUUUCAUCUUGACUACCUGUACUCUAAGAGUGAAACUUGAUUGCCAAAUUGUGUAAGAUAUUAUCACUGCCUAAUACCAUAUAAAUCUCAGAUUCAUAUCAAAACUUUAUAGCUCUUAUAUCAUAAGUUAUAUGAGAUUAGUUGCUGCCUGUGGUUGUGUAACAUAUCUGUAAUAAACAUAUUUAUAGCUCUUUCAGCAUUUUAUAUCAAAGAAACAGGAUAUUUUAUGGACAAACCAACCUGCUGGGUUCAAUGAGAAAGAUCAAGGAAACCGCAUUGGAGAACGAGUAUAGAUCCAAUAGGACACCGAUCCUCCAAAAAGUGGAGUCAUUUCCAUUGAUAAAGUUCCUCAGAACCGGCAGAAGUGCUGAAGCUAGAGGUAGUCACCUCCUUUGAUCAACGAAUUGACAGACAUCAAAAAAGUGCCAAAUUCUCGGGGAGAUGCAAGAAGUGAGUAAACCUCAUGGGGCUCAGUGGAAUGCUGGAGGAAGUUGGGGAACAGGAUCAAACGCAGACGACGGAGGUUGGAGCCAGGGCCCUCCAGCUUCAGGUAGUGGCUGGACAGGGACAGUUGCUGAAGGUACAGCUGCUGCAAACGGAACUGUAAAUGAUACUUCAAACUGGGGAAACGCUGGUGAUUUAGGUUCAGUGUCGGAUUGGCAGCAACCCCCAAAACCAAACAUAAUUGUUGACAGAAACGACAAGGAGGCCUGGCCAUCUAUUGGAGGUGACAAUUCUGAGAGUACUUCCGAGAAUGGUGAUGACAAUGCCUCUGUGAAAUCAGGAUCUGUGAUAUCUGUUUCGAGUAAUCAAGGCCAAACACAUGACAAAACUUCUGGUCAAAGUGCCAUUCAUAGUCAAAGUGCCUCCAGUUUAUGGAGCACACCCAACUUUAACGGAAUGGAUUCCAGCACCUGGAGUGGUGGAAUAGGCAUACCCAAUUCCUCAGCUGCCAACAUUAGCUCUGUGAGCUGCAACAGUUCCAUGAGCUGGACAAGCCCGCUCUCUACAAGUCUUUCUUCGAAUCACCAAGGAUAUAAUGUGCAAAGCACAAGUAGUAGUGAAUUCUCAAACCAAAUGAAUCUGAAAAGUGUCCCCAGCUCCACUGUUGCAUCCCGAACAACUGUGGGUGGAUGGGGUGGUGGUGGUGCCCCUGGGACCCUCCCCCAGGCAGUGAGUCAAAAUCAAGGAGGGAACAGGCCACAAAGUACAGUGCAAAUACAGCAAUCAUCAACACCUCGUACCAUAAUUGGUAGUGGUAAUGGUGGUAAUGGUAAUUUUAUGCAAGGACAGAUGGGCAGUGGUGCUCUUCAACCGAAUGGACCUCAGACAUCUGCCUCUGCUACUGUGUCUCAGCCAGGGCAAAAAAACAGUUCAGUUAUGUCGGUGCAGCAGCAACCACAGCAGCAGGGUAGUUCUAAUAAUAGUGCAUUUCAAAGUAUUCAUGGCAUGUCUGCAUCAUCAGUAUUUUCAUCGAAGUCUCAAGCAGAGUUGGCAUGGGGUUCAAUUGGAUCUGGACCCCAAUCUCAAGUAAGUGUCAAUAAUGCUGGUGGUGAUGCAGCUAAUGCAGGCAAGGGCAAUGGCAAUAAUGGACAACAACUCAAGUCAAACGAAUCUGCUGCUGGUGGAUGGGGAGCCCCACCUUCCGAAGGAGAUGCCAAACUUCCAGAUGGUUGGUCUGGAAAUCCAAGCUCCAGUGGUGACUGGGGAAAUUCUGUACCCUCCAGUGGUGGUCAGUGGGACACAACACCUACUACCAAACAACAAAGUCCUCCGCAACAAUGGCCUGGCGGAGCAACUCAAGGUGCAGGGCAAAAUCCAGAACCACCCAGAUCUCAUCCUACCUCUUGGGCUGAGGCAGCUGGGAAAGGCCUUACUACCAAUCCCUCCGAUGCUUCAACAAAUCCAAGUGCUUCUAAUGAAAAUAUUACGGUGUUGGCACAGCCACCACAGGAUGUUGCUCCAGUGGACACAGAGUUUCAACGUGCAAUAGAUAGUCAUGAUGGAUGGGGUCAGCGUCCUGUUCGCCAGGAUACGGCAUGGGACAUGAGUCAAGCACCCAAGACACAAAGGAAACCUCCUCCUGCUACAACUGAAAAGAACCCAAACAGCAAUAUGUGGAACAACAACAGUGGAACUGCAAUAUGGGAAGCCAGCAAAGACAAUGCACCUGCCUGGAAUGGUCCUCCAGGUGCUGGUCCUCCUGGUGCUGGUCCUCCUGGAGGUGGUCCACCUGGCGGUGUUCCUCCUGGCAGUGGGCCGCCUGGUGGUGCUCCCCCUGGUGCUUUGCCUCGCCCUAAUCCUCAAACGGCGCAAUGGGAUGGAAGCCGAACUGAUCCAAAGUCAUGGACAGGCCCACCAAAACCGAGGGACCCAAACAACUGGGGAGCACCUGCCAAACCAGAUAAACCCGGGGGACAAUGGGGAGGACCUGGUAGUAAUGAAGCUAGUCAGCAGGCAUCUGGUCAGUGGGGCAACAAAGUUGAAGUUGGAUCAUGGGGAAAUGCUGGUGAACCUCCUGGAACAAUAUCCACUUGGGGCGAGUCAGCAAAAGGAAGGAGGGAAGUGGAUGAUGGUACCUCGCUUUGGAACAGUUCUGCUGCUGGACACAUGCAAAAGCCCCCCAGCAACUGGAAUGCUCCUCCAAAUCCUCCAAACGCAUCAAAUACACAAAACAAUCCCAACAUGAUGCCCAUGCCUAGUAUGCCGUCUGGAAUGCCAUCGGGAAUGCCGUCGGGAAUGCCAUCGGGUAUGCCAUCGGGAAUGCCAUCGGGUAUGCCUUCAGGAAUGCCGUCGGGUAUGCCGUCAGGUAUGCCAUCGGGUAUGCCGUCGGGUAUGCCAUCGGGUAUGCCAUCAGGUAUGCCGUCGGGAAUGCCAUCAGGAAUGCCAUCAGGUAUGCCAUCGGGAAUGCAGUCGGGAAUGCAGUCAGGAAUGCCAACAGGUAUGCCUGGUGGGAUGCCAGGAGGAAUGCCAGGAGGUAUGCCAGGAGGUAUGCCAACUGGAAUGCCAUCAGGAAUGCAAGGUCGCCCUGAUGAGUGGAACCGUGGGAACAAACCACCACCCCCUCAACCAGGCCAGGGUUCUGGUUGGGGUGAACCCCCGCCACCAAGCAUGAAGGGAGAUGAUGGCAGUGGUCGCUGGGUAGGGAACCAACAGCAGCAGGCUCGAGCUGGUGGUUGGGGCGAAACAAGUCAGUGGAACCCCAAGCAAUCAACCUCGUCCUCAUCCUCCAGCUGGGGAGAAGAAUGGAACCCCAAUGAACGAAAGGUAAGAAUUGGCAAUCCCAAACCAUCCUCCACCUCCCUCUCCAGCUGGGUGGGGCCGGACGGGGCUGACAUGUAUUGGAACAACCCACCUGACCCAUCCGGCUCUAGUUCAAAAUCCUUCAACUGGGGCGAGAAAGACAUGAUUUGGAACCAGUCUGAUAAUAGGAAGGAUGAUAUGAUGUGGAAUGAAGACGGUUCUAGCAAUUAUGAUGAUGCUGAUAUGGGGACCUGGAAUGACACUACACAGGAAAACAACUCUUCCUGGAGUAGUGCUUCAGGUUGGAAGUUCGGGAGGAGGAAUCUUGUCAAGGUAAUAAACUCAGGUGGUGCUACAAGCCGAUUCCCAGGUGGUGGGAACCAGCCGCAGAUGCGCAGCAGGUUGCUGCAACAGCUAAUGGAGAUGGGUUUUCAGAAGGAUGAAGCCCAACAUGCAUUGAUCAACAACAACAUGAGUUUGAAUCAUGCACUUGCUGAUCUCUACAAACAAAAAGGUGCUAGUGUUGUGAAAAGAGACGAUAUGGAUGUUUUCCAUCCAGAUGGUGCAAAGCCCAAACUGCCUGGGAUGGACAUAGGUGCAACAGAUCAUAAUGACAUAUCAGAUACUCAGUCGGAAAGCAAUCCAUUUGUGCCUAAUAUUAAUUCCAUGCAAAAUACUCCUUUUCCAAAUGCUCAAUCUCAAAUACCAAAUCAGUUCAUUGCCAAUUCUAUGAAGGGACCUAGUCUGACACAAUCUAGUCAAAAUAUGAAUCCCAGUAUUAUAAUGCCACAGCAACAAAGACACAUUCAAGAAAAGUUCAAAGUCCAGCAGCAAACAAUGAGUGCUCCCCCUCCAAUGCCCCCUCCAACUCAGGGUAUGGUAGCACGUGGGUCCAUUCCCCCUCCAAACCAAGCCGCUGUUCAACAGCAGAUGGCCCAACAACAAAUACUCCAGCAACUGCACUUGGCUGUAAAGGCUGGACUCAUCAGUCCCCAGCUGCUGAACCAGCAGCUGCCACCCCCCUUGCUGAUCAUGCUACAGCAGCUGUUGCAGCAUCAACAGAAUCUUCAGUCACAUAUCACCAUGCAACAGCUUUUGCAGCAGAACAAGAUGGGUCAGAAUCUGAAUCCUAUGGUACAACGACAGCAACUUGAGUCUAUCAACACUAAAAUCAAUGCCAUCAAACAGCAAAUACUCCAUUUGCAACGCCAAAUUUCAGAUGCACAAAAAGUGCUUAUGAAGCCUUCUCAACAGCAACAGACCCCAACUGCUAUGCCUCAGAAUACGCCUGCUGGUUCUCUAUCGCAACAGGAAAUCGAUCCAAUCAACACGAUGCCAACAGAUCUUAAUAACCUUGCCAUUUCUACAAGUCAGCCGCAACCACAAUCCAAGCUUAGUCAGUGGAGACGUUCAACAUCUGAAAAAGAUGGUAAUCCAAUCACCUCCACCGAGAAUGUCCCUACUUCUUCUCAGCCCACCGAAAAUGGUGCUCUCAACAAAGCUGUGGGCUCCAAGCCCAACAUACAUCAGUCUCAAUCCACCCCGAACCUUCGCUAUGGGGACCUGGGUCUAGCCAACCUAGGAGGAGAUCCCACAUGGUCCAACAUGCCAACUGUCUCAUCCUCCUCCGAGAAUUGGCCAAGUGCCAUAGGACCACCAAGUAGUUCUAUCACUACUAGUAGCCAGAUGCCUACCGGCAAGGAUGCCAAUACAUUGGAAAGUGGCAAGGAUUUUCCGAAAGCAACAACCUCUGCUAGCUCAACGUUGAACCUCAAUGACUCCAUUCCAGAGUUUGUACCAGGUAAGCCAUGGCAGGGCAUUUCUAAGAGUGUUGAAGAUGAUCCACAUAUCACACCUGGAAGCUAUUCACGCUCCUACAGUCUCAGUACACCCAAGGAGGAUGACCUAUCUUCUCUUACUAAAACCAGUCCUAGCACAUCCGAGGCUCCUUCAUGGUCUACAGCAAAGAACCCACAGCAAAGAUCCUGGAGUGGUGUCGACAAUGUCAUUCCAACCUCCUUCUCCAAUGAGGUCUGGGGCGUUCCUCUGCCAAAGAAUGCCUCUCGUCCCCCUCCAGGACUGAUCCAACAGAAGGGAAACUGGCCUGGGCCUGGAGUCAACCGUCAGCAUUCCUGGGCUGGUUCAGGAAGCUCUGGCAAUUGGAUGGGUGCUCCUUCCAAUUGUUUACUUUUGCGGAACUUGACUCCACAGAUUGAUGGAUCAACACUGCGCACCCUAUGCUUACAGCAUGGACCUUUGAUCUGGUUUUAUCUGAGUCUUAAUCAAGGACAAGCCCUUGUUCGCUACAACACAAAGGAGGAAGCAAUCAAAGCUCAAAAGUCCCUUAAUACUUGCGUUCUUUCAAACACAACUAUUGUUGCUGAAUUUGUAUCCGAAGCUGAAGCAGCACGAUUUGCUGAGAAUGCCAUGUCAUCUUCUCAAAUGUCAACUUCUCAACCUAGUCAGUGGUCUCAACAACAACAACAGCAACAACAGCAGCCACAGCAGUUCCGGUCUACUGUCGGAGGAGGGGGAAUGGGCAGGUCUGUUUCUACCAGUGGUGUGGGGGAUCUUGGCUCUUGGAACACCACACCCUCAGUAGUCCCAGGUGCUCCAGGGAUCCAGAACAGUAAUAGUAUGUGGGGGGCAGGAGGAUCAGGACAGGGUAGUGGGGGGUUAUGGGGUAUGGAAGACCACAGUGCUAGUUUGCUUGGUAAUAUGUUAGGGGAGUCCAUGUAAACUGUUUUUGUUUUCUUUUAUAUUAUUAAAUGUGGUUUCCCUCCCAUGUCGUGUGUGAUCUCCAAUUCAUGCGGGUUAGUCAAAGGUGGGAGCAGUAUUCCAAUAGUGUUAUUAUUGAUUCAUUAUUAAUAUUAUUGUAGUUGUUAGAUAAAGCAUCAAAUGUGUUCUCGAGUUGUUGGGUUCUAUGGUGAGACUGCCAGACACCAGAGUUGAUGCAAAUACUUUGGUGCUUGCUGCUUCAAAGAAGUAAAGCCCAUUUUUAUUUUUUCAUGCUUCUGAUGAAGUAUUUUUAAGUCUUUCAGAAUUCCCUUGUUCUUGUCAGGUAGUCUGGAUAGUUUCUCACCAAAAUCUGGCAACUCUUCUGAUGAAGGUUAAGUCAUCUGCACAAAAUAACCUCAGAUUUCAUGUUUGUAAGAGUCUUUUAUUUAUGUCAGUCACUCAUGACUUCUUUAAUUGCCAUUUUGUAAUGCAAAGAUAUGAAUGCAACCAGAUGUAUGUAAAAUGUACUGUAUUUAAAGAGAGAAGAGGGGAAAAAAGAAAAAAAGAAAAAAAAAUAUAAAAUAUCUAUCAAAUGGGUAUGUGUGAAUUUAUUUUUAUGAUGUUUGGAUUGAUGGACCUGUUGUUGUAUUGCAGGUUAUUUUACUGUGAUAUUGAAAAUGAAUAUAUAUCAAUCAGUUUAAUUUAUGUUAUAAUACUAUGUACUAUGUAGUUGUAGAAAACGUUGAUGAAUGUUCAGCCGAGUGUGUGUGUGGACACACGGUGAUUAUUGACUAUAUGUUAUAUAAAUAUUCCAUGUAAUGUGAUUGUACAGUCCACUGCCAAGUCUGUCUUCAGGUGGACUGGUGUUCUCUUUUUGUCUUCUAAACUGAAUUGUUGAAAUGUCAUUCCUUAAUUAAUAAUCUAUAUUGGCCAAACAUUUCAUUAUUAUGAUAAUGAUACAAUAAUGAUGACAAUUUGUUGCUAUAUAAUUUAUAUGUAGCCAUAUUUUUGUUCAUGUCUUUGAAGGAUUUUUUUUGGUUGUGUGACUGUGCUUGCUCAAGAGCGUGUGCUGUUUUUUUCCCCCCAUAAUAUCUAUUCAAUCAUUCUAUUGUGCGACAGAAUGUUGUGAUUUUGCAAACAAUUACAGGGUGUCCUGUAAUUUGUUCCCUCUUAGUGCUACAGGUGAUACUGUGUAAACCAGAGUUUAUAUACAUUUCUCACCCACCAAAUUUUUAGCCCACUCUUUAUCAAGAAAAAUACUGAUACACAAAUGUUAUUGAUCAUGUUUUGUAAGUUAUAUAAUGAAUCCAUGAAAAGUGUUCGUUUUAUAUUAUUAUAUGUUCACAAAUAGUGUAUGAAUGUUUUUGUUUGAUUCGUAAAAUAUGUGUCUUAUUUCAAGUGAAUUGUUUUGAACGUCUCGCUUGCUUACUGAAACAAUCAGAAGACCAACUACUGCUGUAUUGUCUGAACACAGCCGCCCAAACAUCCUGACUUCCAUGUUUUGUAUAAUUAUGAAUAGCAUAAUGGUGAACACGACGAGCGCAUUUUGUUGGUAGAUUGUAUAUGUUGUUCUCUUUUUUAAUAUAUAGAUACCUACCUAUGGCAUUGUAUCAAAAUGAUCUGGUUCUAUGCCCCAUGUCUGGGUGAUGGGAUUCAUGCUAAUGUAGUAGUGCCAGUCUUUAGAAUUCUCAAAUUGCAGAGUCAGCAGCAUUUUAUUUUUUGUACAUUGUGAUAAAUUGAAGUAGUUGACCUCAGAUGGACUAAUAAGAAGAUUAUAAUGGCAAAAGUUUCUGUUCAUAGCGUAUUGUGAUUCCAUUAUGGUGAUGUCAAAGCCUGUAUGACCCCCAAAAUAGAAACGUACUAGGCCUGACUCGCCGAGUGAUGCUAUAAUUACGUUUAAGUAUGUUAUUAACCAUUGGAGACAAUGAUAUUGGUAACGCUACCAUUAUGUAUGUACCUGUUAAUUCCAUUUGUAUUUAAGAACGGUAAAGAGAGGAAAGUUAUAUAUUGAAAAAAAAUCAUAAAAAAAAAUAUAAAGAUGUAUGUAUGUAAAGUACUUACAAGAACUCUUGCUUUUAUAUGACCAAAUGUUUGACAUAGAUGAUGAUGGUAUUAAGUGGAUAAGGAGAAGCCUGGAGAACUAGAUUGCCAAAGCUCUGGUUGAUAUCCUAGGAUAGAUUGAUCGGCAGGCAGCUUUUUUAUCCUCAAAGUGAUAGAAAAAUUACAUUUUGACAUGACAUGUAUAUUGUGCUCGUAGCAUGCUUUGAAAUGUAUUAAUAAAACUUUACCAUGUGA
This is a messenger RNA of Mizuhopecten yessoensis (Yesso scallop), 8568 nucleotides long. Its product is annotated as protein Gawky-like. The transcript has 17 exons. The record is from RefSeq and is a predicted model, not a curated record. Gene Ontology annotation, biological process: positive regulation of nuclear-transcribed mRNA poly(A) tail shortening; miRNA-mediated gene silencing by inhibition of translation. Gene Ontology annotation, molecular function: RNA binding; protein binding. Gene Ontology annotation, cellular component: P-body; nucleoplasm. NCBI's taxonomy places the organism in Eukaryota, Metazoa, Mollusca, Bivalvia, Pectinida, Pectinidae. The coding region runs from base 754 to 6294 and encodes 1846 amino acids.